AUGGCGCAAUCCGGGUACUCGAACCCGCUGAAGAAGUUCAAGCUGGUCUUCCUGGGCGAGCAGAGCGUGGGCAAGACGUCGCUCAUCACGCGCUUCAUGUACGACUCGUUUGACAACACGUACCAGGCGACCAUCGGCAUCGACUUCCUGUCCAAGACCAUGUACCUCGAGGACCGCACCGUGCGCCUGCAGCUCUGGGACACGGCCGGCCAGGAGCGCUUCCGCUCGCUGAUCCCCUCGUACAUCCGCGACUCGUCCGUCGCCGUCGUCGUCUACGACAUCACCAACAAGAAGACGUUUGAGAACACGCGCAAGUGGGUCGACGACGUGCGGGGCGAGCGCGGCAACGACGUGAUCAUCGUGCUGGUCGGCAAUAAGACGGAUUUGAACGACAAGCGCGAGGUCACCACCGCGCAGGGCGAGGAGGAGGCCAAGAAGAACAACCUCAUGUUCAUCGAGACGAGCGCAAAGGUCGGGCACAACGUCAAGGCCCUGUUCAAGCGCAUCGCGCAGGCGCUGCCGGGCAUGGAGGGCGAGGGCCAGCAGGGGCAGAGCCAGAUGAUCGACGUCAACAUCAACCCCAGCCAGCCGCAGGAGCAGAACUCGUGCGCGUGCUGA
This is a messenger RNA of Boeremia exigua, 618 nucleotides long. RefSeq names its product ras family-domain-containing protein. Gene Ontology annotation, molecular function: GTP binding; GTPase activity. The record is from RefSeq and is a predicted model, not a curated record. Lineage: Eukaryota; Fungi; Ascomycota; Dothideomycetes; Pleosporales; Didymellaceae. The transcript is spliced from 5 exons. Bases 1 to 618 code for a protein of 205 amino acids.